Molecule: messenger RNA, 1742 nt
Organism: Dromaius novaehollandiae (emu)
Lineage: Eukaryota; Metazoa; Chordata; Aves; Casuariiformes; Dromaiidae
Exons: 5
Coding region: 346-933 (195 amino acids)
Source: RefSeq, a predicted model, not a curated record
GGGAGCGGGGAGGAACUUUGCACUCCUUCAAGUGCAAAGUAUUUGUUUGAUAAUCUCAAGUUUGUUUGCAGAAGGAGAGCGGAAGCCAAUUACUUUGCCGAAAGCAAAACUGCAGACUUGAGAAGCAAGGUUAACAGCGACUAUUUGGGCAAGGGAGCCGUUUGCACUGGAAAGUCCCUGGACGUGCCAUGACACAAAAUCCUGACUUUAUUUGGGCUGCAGUUGUUUUGCAAUUGGGUUGCUGCUGUUCUCUGGCGGUGUGAGCCGGCUUGCUUGCUUAAAGGUCCCAUUAGGACGCUUUACCCUUACAUCUCCCUUUUCCGGGUCUUUUUUUCUCAGAAAAACAUGUCCGUCUUUUGCUGUUGCUGUCGCUCAGCUACUUCUGAAGAGCAGGAACCACUUCCCGUGCACGCAAGGCAGCCCUGCCGAAACAUCGGGGUCUUCAGUAAGGAGGGGACCCUCACAAUGAAGCUGGUAAACGUACUUGCCAUGGACACCCUGUUCUCAGAUAUCGCUCAAGCCUUCAACAAGCAGCACGAGGACCACUCUGCCAUGAAGAAGGCUGCCCAAAAGCUGAAGGAGCUUUCUGGCUGCGCUCCCACUGCUGGUCUUGCAGCCUGCGUAGAGCAGGCACAGCGGGAGCACGGUGCCCGCGAGGUGCAGGUGCACAUGGAGGGCUAUAGUUUUUCACUCAUUGUAAAGGAGAGGAAAGUGCCAGACAAACUGCAGCGGGUCCAGCAGCAGAUGGAGGAGCUGAGUAAUUCCACAAAACGUGUCCUUGCAACAGAAACUGCCCUGCAGGAAAUGAUCUGCUCAGUGCUUGAGAACCAGACUCAGCUGGCAGAGAGAAUCAAAUCUGCAAACCCAGAGUAUCUGGACCAGAGGACCAACUUUUACAGAGCCUAUCUCUGCCCUUUUUCAUGGAAGAAAUGAAACCCAUACGGACCCUUUCUCCUGGUGGCAGGGGCAGCGGAUGACCGCACCAGUGGUGAGGUGCUUCCUACGUACUGUGUUUCGGAUAACACGGAAACGUACAUAAACGCGUACAGCAGGUAGCUACGAAUCCUGGCACCGCUGAUGUUAUUCCCUAUGCAUCUGAAGAGCUAACUGUGCUGCAGCUCCCGUUCAGCUUUCCUGGAGUCUGCAGUAUAUUUAAUGGAACAUACGUAAUCUAUAUUAAUCUUACAUGUCCAAGAAGUCUCAUGUGGACUUCUUUUGCUAUUGUUACUCUCAGACACACCACAAACCUCAUAACGUCUGUGGUUGAUUCAGUCCAGUGCACGCAGACGUGUGCGUUUCCAAAUAGCCCCUAGACACUUGGGAGUGCACAGCCUUCCCCUCCUGCCGUUCUCCGCACAGGAGAGCGCUCACCUGAUGGGUUCUGCGGCCUGAGACAUGUGAGCCAGGCCCUCAGAUGGCAUGAACUAAUACAGCUACACUGAAACCAAGCUGACAAUCAGGCCCAUAGAGAAGGAGUUAGUCUUAGUCUACUUAUUGGAAAUGUUAAAACAGAACAUUUGUUUAUCCCUUUGGAUUAUUUAAAAAAAAAAAUCUGUUUUGUAAAAAUUAAAUAUUUUGUGAACAGAAGCAUUAAAAAAUGGAUUGUUCUUUUCUCGAAAACGAUGUAAAAGUUCUGCUUUCAGACCGGUUCACAACCGAGACAAAUUUUGCCUCCUUAAAGCCCCUGGGAAAUAGAGCUGGCCACAGGUCUAGGAGUUUUUCAUCUGAGCAUCCCUACUGAA